Molecule: messenger RNA, 4734 nt
Organism: Thamnophis sirtalis
Lineage: Eukaryota; Metazoa; Chordata; Lepidosauria; Squamata; Natricidae
Source: RefSeq, a predicted model, not a curated record
UGAGGUUACUUUGUGAGUCACACCUGAUUUUAUAACUCUUUUUGCCGUGGUUGUUAAUGAAUCCCUGCAGUUAUUAAGUGAAUCAUGCCAUCAUUAAAUUAAUCCCGCUUCCCCUAUUAACUUUGCUGUUUGGAAACCAGCUGGAAAGAUGGCAAACGGCAAUCACCUAACCCUGGGCCGUGCAGCUAUUGUAAAUGCAUCCCUGUUGCCAAGCGCCUACAUUGUGAUCAUGUGUCCAUCAGGGUGGUGUGAUGAGUGCAAGAAUUUGUUUUCAGUCACUUUUUUCAGUGCCGUCGGAAAUUCAAACUAAAUUCAUAACCAAUUGUUUGUAAGUUCUAGGAUUAACUGCAGGUGUAGGAGGUUGUUUCUCAUGCAAUAAAUAAAAUAUUGCUAACUGUAAUAUUCCAUAGAUUGAAAAGGAAAACAGUUUAAAAACAAAAAUAAGUUAAACAAAGCUUUAAAAUGGGGAAAUUAUAAACAGGAGUUAGGAGAAACUACAGCACAGGGGUGUCAAACUCGCGGCAUCACGAAGGCAUCCCGUGACAUAUUGGGACUUCUCCCCUUUUGCCAAAUUGGGCAUGGGUGUGGUCAGCAUGUGACGCAUCUGGCCCGCAGGUUGUGAGUUGGACACCACCUGCUGUAGGAAGAUGCUGUCAUGUCACCGUGCCCUCCCCGACACUUUCCUAUAAGUUAUGGGACAAAAUACGUAUUUCCAGAUGUAGUGCUUAGGGGAGCUUUUCACUAUAAUUUUGUCUAAGUGAAAUGUGUAAUGGAAAAUUGUCACAAAUGAUUUUUAUCAAGAAAAAUUUAAUAACCUAGAAAAACACAGGAAAUAGAUUUAUUGCCCUAUACAUGUGUACUUUGUUGUUGUUGUUGUUCCACACUUAACACUUUAUCUUGUUAUUUUUUUUCUAGGAUAAAGACUUCUUGAAACCAUUAUUGCAUAAAAUUCAUGUGAAUCCACCAGCAGAGGUUUCUACAACGUUAAAAGUCUAUCAAGGGCAUGCUCUUGAAAAAGCCUACAUGGGCGAAGACUUUUUUUGGGCUAUUACACCAGUUGCUGGAGAUUAUAUCUUGUUUAAAUUUGACAAGCCAGCUAAUCUAGAAAGAUUCCUGUUUCAUAGUGGCAAUCCAGAACACCCAGGAGAUAUAUUGGUCAAUACAACUGUGGAAGUAUUACCUCUUAGGAAUAAAGAGCUGGUAUUAAGCAAAGAAACCAAAGAGAAACGGUUAGAAGAUGGUUAUUUCAGAAUAGGCAAAUUUGAAAAUGGCAAAGCAGAAGGAAUAGUCAGUCCCAAUCUAAAUCCAAUUACAGCUGUCCGGCUGUUCAUCAUACAAAAUUCAUCCGUCUGGGCAAUUAUAAAUGAGAUUCAUAUUAAAAAACUCCCCAACUGAUCAAUAUUGAAGAAGUAAGAAGACAGAUUUUGAACACUUUUGCAAAAUCGUCCAAACUGCAGAAGAAAGAUAUUGAGUAUGCACCUUAAUUCAACUCAAAUUUCUCACUGAAACACUACCUCCCGUGAAUUCUACUGUAAUUGAGAAUAAAGACUCAGCAAGAAGGAUUUAUUACAACGUAGAAACUGAUAUUCACCUGGCAUUCUUUAUCUAGAUUAAUAAUUUGAACAUGACUUUGGUUGGCUAGGGAGCACAUAAAUUCUCCUUGGUCUAUCCAAUGGCAAUGGGUUAAGAACAUAAAAGGUGUACAUAUUGUUACAUUCCUUGGAAAUGAGAAAAAGGUGUUAAAAUGCAUUUUAUGAAGAGGGUACUUUUCGAAAGUCCAUUUAUUUUGUUAUUGAAAACCCUCUUUUAUAGAUUAUCAGGGAUAUAUAUUCAAAAAUUUUAGGGUAUUUAAUUUAUUAAAUAAUUUGAAAAGUACAUAUUUUUAUGCCAAUAAUAACUUGAUUAAGUUUUUUUUUAAUGUAUUAUCUUACUUCUUGAGUUAACUGUACAUUUUACUUGGUUAAUGAUCAUAUUUUGUAAUAUAUUGCCAUGUUUAAAAGAGUUAAACUGAAUUUGCCAAUGAAGCACUUUUGUACCAGACCAGAUUCUCCUGCACAAAUUCCACUGAAAAAAAGAAGUGUUUCCACAGAAGAACAUCUUCAUGAGAGAUUCACAGAAUCACAUAUGGUGUUCAAAGAUACAAACAUGGCAUGUGAGGACUUUGAAGAACAUUACCUAUGAUUUUCAUAGCCCUGGAAUUAAGGAAUUUUAUAUUUCAAUAGAGUGAAUGAAGUCUGCAGCAAUUUAAAGUUUGAAUCAUUCCCCAUUAAAGGGGUACUUUGAUAACAGGUUGUUCUUUUUUAAUCUUUGUAAAGUUUUCUUCAAUGCAAUCAGCCAAGUUGCUCCUUUGGAUAGCAAUGCCUUCUGAAAUCAACUUUUGUUUUGUUUUGCAUUCCCUUUUCAAUGAACUCUGCUCAGUGCUUUUGAAUGAUUUAAUUUAGCAUUCUGUUAGGAAUAAUGGAAUAGAUACACAGUAACCUCAGCUGAGCUUUUAUAAUUGUAACUUUGUCAGUUCUUAAAUGUGGAAAUGAUUUCUAUUUCUUAAGAUCCAGCUUCUGCUUAAAAGCAUUGCACUCCAAUUGACUGAAGCAAGACUUCCGUGAUCUAAAUGCUUGUUGUCUUUUGUAUUUCAAAGAAAAAAGAUGUUUGCUUGGUCAGUAGCCUUGAAGAGAGGCAAUUCAAGCACUUUGUGCUCCGUAGCACAGAAAACAUGCAAUAGUAUAGUAAUAAUAAUAACAAAAAAAAAUCUUAUCUAACUCCAGCCAAGUUAUGAAAAGCAAAGCUUUUUUAAAAUUACCUGUGACUCACAUAGGUAAAUCUUCAAUAGUGAUAGCUUGUAUUGUGAGUUAAUUCUUAGAUAUUUCUGUGUCUCGGAUGUAAGUUUUUGCCAAAAAUCAGUGUCUCUCUUGCCUUCUAUCAAAUAUAGAAAUGAUUUGUAAUGUAUUGAAGGGAUUGGAUAUCUGUUUUCUAUAUGAGUCUAUGAAGUCCAACUGCUUCUAAAGAAAAAAAAAGAUCCCAGUAUGAAAAAAUACUUGAAUUGUUUCAAAUUAUUCAAGACUUGAGAUUGCUUUGAUUUUAAUUAGAUGGGACCUUAUAUAAUAAUGAAAUAGUUUUGCUGAAAUUAUUUGUUGGUUGGGGAUGUAUGCAUACAGAAGUGCUUGUAUGACAUACUAGCUAAGUUAUGAAUUUGAAUAUUACUACUUCUAUAAAAUUAAGGGAUGGCGUGUACUGAUUCCAAAAUGGAAGGAAUAGUAAUAAUGGCCUAUUUUACAGACAUAUAUUAAAUUAAUGAAAAACUCUGGCUCCUAAAUGUUCUAUAAAUCUUAAAUGUUAAAAUUAUUUUUAAAUAACCUGUAAGCUGCCUGUAAUUCUGAACACUUAUUGAAUGUGUAUUUAAUAUUGACAUGCCAUGUUGAGGUGGGUGGGUUGGGUAUGGGGUAUUUAUGAUAAACUUAAUAAUGAUAAUCAAGAAUACCAUUUUCCUACACAAAAAUAAGGUUGGGUAGGAAAAACAUAGAGAAUUGGUGAGAAACUGUUCAAAAUAUGUACCUUUUCUUUAUAUGGAAAAUGAAAUAAUAUGUAUGAAAAUAUUCAUUUUCGUAUUUUAAGUUUGCCACGAAUAAGUUGUAAAGCUAUAUAAUCACUUGUCCUAGCUCAAGCUAAUAUAGCAGAUCCAUGAUAUGAGUCUCUGCUUCAUAAAUGUAAGAUUUUCUAUCCCCAGCAGUUUAUUCCAUUGCAGUUUGUGUAGGUUUAUUAACCUUUUGUAUUUAAUUUAAAAAUUAGUCUGAAUCUUAGAUCUAAAUGUAAUUUGCUGUUCUCUUCUAAAGACCAAUAGAUCAUUUCCUCCCAUUGAAUGUAUGGUCUUUGAGGAAAGUUUCUCUCUCCAAAAUCAGUAGCCAAUUGACUUAACAGUAACCUAGAAAUCAAAAGUGAUGUUCUCCAAUGCAACUUUAGGCAUACUUAGUCAGAUGCAAUAUUUCCUGUAUUCAGUAGUAUUCUACUUUGCAGUAUUACAGUUGUAAUGUUUUAAUCCUUAACUUUAAACCUCUCAAUAGACAACUGACUUAGGUAUAAACCAUUCCAUGUAAUAAAGAAUUGCACAGAUAAGGAGAUACACUAGCAAAGUGUUCCUGUAUUGCCAACUGGAAAUGAGAAAAAUGAAUGUCAAUUCUUUAUACUGCCAGCUUUAAAGAGCCAACAGGCUGAGGAUAAAUCAGGUAGUAAUGCCCAUCCCCUAAAGCAAUUUGCCAGUUGUAUAAGGAUAUCUAAAUGGACCAAUAAACUUCUAGGUCAAUUAAUGCUCUAAUGCUCCCCUCUCUCAGCACAGGAAGGAGGCAAUAGCAAUCCAGUUCUGAAAUCUUGCUAAGAAAAUUGCAAAGACUUGUCCAGGCAAUCAGCAAUUAUCAGUAUAAUACUGAUUUAAAGGUCAGAUGCAAACAAAAAAGAGUAUGCAUUGCGUUGGUGCUUAGAAUAAUAUCACUGAAUGGAAUAUGCAAAAAGCUUAUUGCUUUCCAAUAACUACGUGGCUAUUUCAUCAGGACAUGAGUGUAACUAUAAUAUAUUAUAGAUAGUCCUCAGUGUAAAAUCACAAUUGGGACCAUAAUUUCCAUGGCUAAAAAAGGCAGUGGUAAAGUGGGCCCUGCCCAAUUUUAUAGCUUUUUUUUGCCACUUUAAGCAAAUCACUGCAGUUGUAAAGUGAAUCUGGCUUCCUCCAUUGACUUUGCUUGUCAGAAG